Molecule: messenger RNA, 3520 nt
Organism: Suricata suricatta (meerkat)
Lineage: Eukaryota; Metazoa; Chordata; Mammalia; Carnivora; Herpestidae
Gene: USP35
Product: ubiquitin specific peptidase 35
Exons: 10
Biological process (GO): protein deubiquitination
Cellular component (GO): nucleus; cytosol
Molecular function (GO): cysteine-type endopeptidase activity; cysteine-type deubiquitinase activity
Source: RefSeq, a predicted model, not a curated record
UGUGAGCGCCCAGGGCCCGCGGCCUGCGCGCAGGUCGCCCGGUUGCUGGCGAGGCACCCGCGCUGCGUCCCCGACGGCCCACACCGCCUGCUUUUCUGCCAGCAGCUGGUGCGCUGCCUGGGUCGCUUCCGCUGCCCGGCCGAGGGCGAGGAGGGCGCGGUGGAGUUCCUGGAGCAGGCCCAGCAGGUGAGCGGGCUCCUGGCGCAGCUGUGGCGUGCCCAGCCCGCUGCCAUCCUGCCCUGCCUGAAGGAGCUGUUUGCCGUCAUCUCCUGCACAGAGGAGGAGCCUCCGUCUAGCGCCCUGGCCAGCGUGGUCCAGCACCUUCCUUUGGAGCUAAUGGAUGGUGUCGUCCGGAACCUCAGCAAUGAUGACAGUGUGACAGACUCUCAGAUGCUGACGGCCAUCAGCAGGAUGAUCGACUGGGUGUCAUGGCCCCUGGGGAAGAACAUUGACAAGUGGAUCAUUGCACUGUUGAAAGGGCUGGCUGCUGUUAAGAAGUUCAGCAUCUUGAUCGAGGUUUCGCUCGCCAAAAUUGAGAAGGUUUUCUCCAAGCUUCUGUACCCCAUUGUCCGAGGAGCUGCCUUGUCUGUCCUCAAGUACAUGCUUCUGACCUUCCAGCACUCCCAUGAAGCCUUCCACCUGCUCCUCCCUCACAUCCCCCCCAUGGUGGCCUCUCUGGUCAAGGAGGACUCCAACUCGGGGACCAGCUGCCUGGAGCAGCUGGCGGAGCUGGUCCACUGCAUGGUCUUCCGCUUUCCAGGCUUCCCAGACCUGUACGAGCCUGUCAUGGAGGCCAUUAAGGACCUCCAUGUUCCCAAUGAGGACCGCAUCAAGCAGCUGCUGGGGCAGGAUGCCUGGACCUCGCAGAAGAGUGAGCUGGCUGGUUUCUACCCCCGGCUCAUGGCCAAGUCAGACACGGGCAAGAUUGGUUUAAUCAAUUUGGGCAACACAUGCUACGUGAACAGCAUCCUUCAGGCCUUGUUCAUGGCUUCCGACUUCAGACACUGUGUGCUCAGAUUGACGGAGAACAACUCGCAGCCCUUGAUGACAAAGCUGCAGUGGCUCUUUGCCUUCCUGGAGCACAGCCAGAGGCCUGCCAUUUCUCCAGAGAACUUCCUGUCUGCCUCCUGGACACCCUGGUUCAGCCCUGGCACCCAGCAGGACUGCUCCGAGUACCUGAAGUACCUGUUGGACCGGCUACACGAGGAGGAGAAGACGGGAACAAGGAUCUGCCAAAAGCUCAAGCAGUCCAGCUCGCCCUCUCCUCCAGAGGAGCCCCCCAGCCCGAGUCCCACCUCCGUGGAGAAGAUGUUCGGAGGCAAGAUCGUGACUCGGAUCCGCUGCCUCCACUGCCUCAAUGUCUCCUCCAGGGAGGAGGCCUUCACGGACCUCUCUCUCGCUUUCCCCCCGACUGAGCGCUGCGGCCGCCGCCGCCUGGGCUCAGUGAUGCUCCCUGCGGAGGACGUUGGGGUCCGGGAAGCCCUGUCACCAUCCCAAGCCCAGGUUCCAAGCAGGGUGGGUCCUCGGAGGCAGAGGAAACACUGCGUCCCGGGGGACGCCCCCGCCGCUGUCGUGGACAUUGAAGGCCUGGGCCCCCAGGGAGCUGGGGCGCAGAGCAGUGGGGAAGAGAAGGUGGAGAGGGAGGAAGAAGUGGAGGAGGAAGGUCGGGAGGAGGAGAGGCCCCGGGAGCAGGAGGAAGAGGAAGAGGGCAAAGAGAAGAAAGAGGCGGCGGCAGAGGAGAAAGAGAAGGCGCAGAAGGAGAAAGAGGCGGAGACCGCGGAGGAGAAGGAGGAGGACGGCUCGCGGUCUGUCCUGGACCUGGUCAACUACUUCCUGUCCCCCGAGCGGCUGACGGCGGAGAACCGCUACUACUGCGAGCCCUGUGCGUCGCUGCAGGACGCCGAGAAGGCGGUGGAGCUGAGCCAGGGGCCGCGCUACCUCAUCCUGACCCUGCUGCGCUUCUCCUUCGACCUGCGCUCCAUGCGCCGUCGCAAGAUCCUGGACGAUGUCUGCAUCCCCCUGCUGCUCCGCCUGCCGCUGGCGGGGGGCCGUGGCCAGGCUUACGACCUCUGCAGCGUCGUCGUGCACUCGGGAGUGUCCUCGGAGAGCGGCCACUACUACUGCUAUGCCCGGGAGGGCGCCGCCCGCCCGGCCCCUUCCCUGGGCGCGGCCGACAGGCCCGAGCCCGAGAACCAGUGGUACCUGUUCAACGACACUCGGGUGUCCUUCUCUUCCUUCGAGUCCGUCAGUAACGUCACGUCCUUCUUUCCCAAGGACACUGCCUACGUGCUCUUUUACCGGCAGCGGCCCGGGGAAGGGUCCGAGGCCGAGCCGAGCUCUCCCAGAGGUCGGGCGGAGCCCACCCUCCACAAAGACUUGAUGGAGGCCAUUUCCAAAGACAACAUACUUUACUUGCAGGAGCAGGAGAAGGAGGCCCGGAGCAGGGCGGCCUAUAUCUCUGCACUGCCCGCGUCUCCACACUGGGGGCGGGGCUUCGACGAAGACAAGGAUGAGGACGAAGGCUCUCCGGGAGGCUGCAGUCCUGCAGGUGGCAACGGCGGGGACUUCCACAGACUGGUCUUCUAAUGUGUCCUCUGCCCCCGCCUGAAACCUCAGAGAAGGCCUUGACCCCUUCCCUCUGGGACCUGGGUAGGGAUGGAGGCAGAAGCGCUCUGCCAUGUGGGGUCUGAGGAGGCAGGAGAGGUGGAGAGGCAGCUGCUGGGACACCGGACCUCAGCCUGCAGGGUCUACAGACUCAGAUACAGAGGUGAGCCCCAAGCCCCUGACACUUUAGGAUUUUACACCCAAGUGUCCUGGUCCACUUAAAGCAGCUUAGCUGGACACUGUCUGGGCCUUGUCCCCGUCUCCCCGGCAGAGCUGAGCUCCGCAGCUCUAGUGUUUUGGCAUCAAGUAGCAUUUCCCUUCUAGCUCCUUUCAGACAAUCCCGUUGCUCUCUCUACUGUAGAAAGCAGAGCAGGAUCUGGAGACCUGUGUGUCACAGCAGUGGCCACCUUCUUGUUUCUCUGAGGAGGUUUCACAGGCACUGUAUAUGGCUGCCUGCACCCUUUGUACUUUUUUGAGAGGCGUGGAGGUGGGAAGCCGCCUGGCACAGGCUCAGAGAGACGGUCUCCCUCCACACUAAACAGCCGUGCCUAGAGGGGAGGACAGUCCCCUCGUCACAGUGGGAGACCCUUAAUCCCUAGACCCCAUCCCCCUAGCCUGCCUCAGUGCCUGAGAUGCCACCUUUUGCAUCCCCUUUCUGGUUAAGAUAGAGAAUUCUUAUUUUACUGCACAUGUGUUUGUGUUGCUCAUGAAGCCAGGGUCCGUCCGGAGGAAAGCUGGCUGGCUCAGCUCCUCCCCAGUGGGCUUUAGAGCAGCGGCCUGGGGGCCCGGGGCGGUGGUCUGGUGGAGGAGCAGAUAGUGACCUCAUUGUGCCCUGACACUGCUGUACCCUUCUAAAUGGAGAGGAGAGACUCAGGGUCUCAAACAGGAAUAAAAAUAGGUUCUCUGAAACAUUUGA